GUGAUAAACUUAUUAAAUAGAUUGAUUGAUUGAUUCUGCUGAAUUGAGCCCUGCUUUAAUGGCUGUCGCUGCCACAUUUCUAGAGCUCAGCAGUGAGUCUAUCAAUCCUGAUGAUGAGCCGCAAAGUGAUGGGAACAAUAAGAAAAAAGGUGAAACGGUAUACGCCGACAGUACAGAUAGCAAUAGCAGCACUACAGAUACUGCUGCCGUCGCUACACAUGAAACAACGACAGUAGCGACGGCUGGCAAGGAAAAUUCUAUAGAACCAUCACCGCAACCACCCAGACUGCUCACUCAGAAAGAGUCGGAUCUCUACUUUGCCAACAAGGCAAUGAGACUGGAAAUAGCAGAGGAAAAAUUAAAGCGGGAAUGUCUACUCCCAGAUUUGGAUGGAGAAUUCGUGGCCAUGUUUGUGCUGACAGAAAUUGACCACUGGAACCACGACAGAGAACGAGUAGUGUUGCAAUGUGAGUGUAGUGUGUUGGUGGUGAAUUACAGCUUCAUCACUGAGAAGUGGACCGAGCUCACCAGGAUCAAUCUCAAAUGCAUAUCCCGCAUACACUUCGCCAAGCAACUCACCUUCAAAAAGAUGUCUCUUCAGUGGCCCAGAGACGAUCCAUGUAUCAAGAUAACAUACCAGCGACUGACUGGACCAGUGACAGUGUCUGAGAACUGGAACCCAUUGGCCAAGCACCUCCCAUGGUGCAUCCUCACUUCACACCCCCUCAAGCGCAGACCAGAGGGCAACACAGACAAAUACGAUGUUGAGAAGUUCAAGUGUGCUCUGGUUGAGAUGGCGGACAAGUACCGAUUGCAGCAUCCCGAUGCGCCCCACAGUCCAGAAGUGAUACCAGAGGGCACCGCUCCAAUCGAGAUGGAUGUGCGACUAGGACUGUCCUCGUUCAUUGUGAACCAGAGCCAUCUGGCAUAUGCCAAAGACAGAGGUGGAAUACACUUUUGAUUGUCCGCCCGCCCGCCCGGCCCCCAUUGUACAAUGAGUUGCUGCCAAUGAGUGAGGCGACAAAUGGUCGAGUCGAAAGCGACAAUUCGCACUUUUUCAACAAAAAAAAGCAACAAGCGCCCCCCCCCUCCGCACCAACGACAAUUAGUAAGAUUUAAAUGGUAUGCGUGCUUUAAAAUGUUGCAAGCUUGUCAGAAACGAGACAAGAACUGUUGGAGAAAACGCCUGGAGGUUACUUAUUGGCGCGACUGGGAGAGAGUGUACACUAUUUGUGGCUCGGUGCAAAUGUCGCUUUUCCUUUUCUCACUUUUACCACUUGUCGCCAUCGACCAGUUGUCGCCUCGCCAGUUGCUGCUGUAUCUAAUAUAUGGAUGCUACUACUAUUUGCUCCAGUAUAAUUGUGGCGUGCCCUGUAAUGUAGCUGGGUCUGAACCCAUAAACAUGUAUACACAAGCUCAUCUGUUCAAUGUUUAAUACAGUUCAUGGCUUAGUUCGAAACUGGUGAUACACUGUCCCCUUUUUUGAGGACCCAGCUAUCAUAUAGGUGGCUAUCUUUUAAUGUAAUUGAAUUGAUGACGCUACCAAUCGCCAUAAAAAUGCGAAAAAAAUCAUGCUAACUAAUUUCUCUUAGUAAACGUUUCCAGACCCAACCUUUGCAAUGAAAAUGACAUUUGGCUUUGCAAACUUCUGCGCCUUCUUACCUUAUAGUUUCAUUUUUGCGUUUCAGUGAGUUUGGAUAAUUUUGUAUCUAUCGCUAAGUGUAUCGUUGAAUUUCAUGUUUGAUUUAUUUUGGACUGUCAGUAUUUGCUCCUUGAAAUGUAUAUUCCCCGAUAUAAAAACCAUAUCAAAAUAAUAAAUAAUUUCUAUUUCGUUCAGACAAAAAUUUAAUCAUUCUAAUGAAUGCAUUGUCCAUAUUUACACUUGUAUCGAAAAGUUAAACUUGAUAUGUGAUGAAACUAUCCCUUUCUUUAGGAUAGUUCUUUAAUAUUUAUCAAAUUAACAUAUUAAAAGAUGUCUGUUUUAAAUUUCCAAUUCGAUUGUUGGUCCGACCACUCAUUGGGAACAAACAUUGUAGACUCAUAAUUGGCGUGCAUCACAUAGAAAUUUAUGUAGACUCAAAGUUUUACUCA
Molecule: messenger RNA, 2091 nt
Organism: Symsagittifera roscoffensis
Lineage: Eukaryota; Metazoa; Xenacoelomorpha; Acoela; Convolutidae
Product: tumor protein p63-regulated gene 1-like protein
Exons: 7
Coding region: 59-961 (300 amino acids)
Cellular component (GO): cytoplasm
Source: RefSeq, a predicted model, not a curated record